AACGGGAAUCUGCUUCCCAUCUGGAUAACUUCCCGACCUGCAGCAGCCAAUCAGAUCCCUCCUACAUGUGUUGACAGGGUAACAGAAGUACGAGGCUUCACUGAUGCCCAGAAGGAGGAUUACUUCAGGAGGAGAUUCAGUGAUGAAGAGCUGUCCCGCAGAAUCAUCUCCCACAUGAACACAUCCAAGAGCCUCCACAUCAUGUGUAGAAUCCGUUUUCUGCUGGAUCACUGCUACAGUUCUGGAGCACAUGUUGACUACAGAAGAGAGAGGAGAGCUGCCCAAGACCCUGACUGACAUGUACUUACAUUUCCUACUAAUUCAACCAAAAAAGUACGAGUAUCAUGAGGGACAUAAAACACGUCCACAGAAACUGAUGGAGACUGAUAAGCAAGACAUUCUGAAGCUGGGAAGCCUGGCAUUUGAACAUCUAGAGAAAGGAAACAUUGUGUUUUACCGAGAAGACAUGGAGCAACAUGGUAUCAAUGGUGCAGGGGUCUCUUUGUACUCAAGAGUUUGUACAAAUGUCUUCAAAAGAGAAUGUGGUAUCUUCCAGAAACCAGUCUACUUCUUUGUUCAUCUGAGCUUUCAGGAGUUUCUUGCUGCAGUCUACAUGUUUCACUGUUACACCAACCAGAAGACAGAAGUGCUUCAGAAGUUCCUGAGAAAUGGUCUUUGUAUUUAUCCUGAAUCUUUAGUAUCUUAUUCAUCAUCAUCCACAGAUAUAUCCUUUCUGGAUAAAUUUUUGUGGAGAGUCAUGCAGAAAUCCCUCGAAAGUAAAAACGGCCACCUGGACCUGUUUGUCCGCUUCCUUCAUGGUCUCUCUCUGGAGUCCAACCAGAGACUCUUAGGAGAUUUGCUUUGUCAGACAGAGACAAAUCCGCAAAUAAAUGACAGACUCAUAGACCUUUUCAAUUCAGAGACUUCAAUUCAAAAAAUGACACUAAACAGCUAUAGAAACUUCAGAGGCCUGUGGGGUCAAACAGAGGAAAGACCCAGAGCAUUAUCAAUCACCCAGCGAGUCAUCAACAAUGUGACGACAAUGAACAUUUACAACAUGUCUCCGGACACAAGCAUCAACAUCUUCUAUUGUCUGUUGGAGAUGAAUGACCGCACAUUGCAUCAGGAAAUCCAAGAGUUCCUGAGGUCAAAGAACAGAUUAGGGAGAGCCCUCUCUGAGUCCCAGUGCACUUUUCUGGUCUUCAUGCUGCAAACAUUUGAAGAGGUUCUGGAUGAGUUGGAUCUGUGGAAGUUUAACACAACAUUGGUGGGAAAAUGGAAAUUGAUUCCAGCUGUGAGGAACUGCAGAAAGGCUCGACUUUCUGGAUGUCAACUGUCACUGGCUCACUAUGAAACCAUAGCCUCAGCUCUAAAGGCCAAGAACUCCCAUCUGACAGAGCUGGACCUGAGCUUGAAUGUGAUGCAGGAUUCAGGAGUGGAUCUGCUGUCUGCUGCAUUGAAGAGCCCAAAUUGUAGACUGGAAACUCUGAGAUUGUAUGGCUGCAAACUGUCAGAGACCAGGUGUGCUACACUUGUCUCAGCUCUGAAGUCUAACUGCUUCCAUGUGAAAAACCUCGACCUGAGUAUCAACAGCUUGAUGGAUUCAGGAGCAGAACAACUGUCUGACCUUGUGAGGAGCCCACACUGUAGACUCGACACUCUGAGAUUGGAGGAAUGCAGUUUGUCAGAGUACAGCUUUGUCUCUCUGGGCUCAGCGCUGAGGUCCAACCCCUCCUAUCUGAAACAUUUGAACCUGAAUGACAACAACCUGCAGGACUCAGGAGUGAAGCAGCUCUGUGGUUUUUUGGAGAAUCCACUUUGUACACCGGAAACUCUGAGAUUGAGGAGCUGCGAUUUGUCAGAGAUCAGCUGUUCUUCAUUGGUCUCUGUUCUGAAGUCCAACCCCACUCAUCUUAAAUAUCUGGAGCUGAGUAACAACAACCUGAAGGAUUCUGGAGUGAAGCAACUGUGUGGUUUUCUGGAAAGUUCAGACUGCAGACUGGAACAUCUCAGAUUAGGGUGGUGCAGUUUGUCUGGGAUGAGCUCUGCUCUUCUUGGCUCAGCCCUCAAGUCCAACCCCUCUUAUCUGAAGCAUCUACACCUUAGUGGCAAUGAACUCAAGGAUUCAGACGUGGAGCUGCUGUUGGAUCUAGCCAAGAGUCCACACUGCAGACUGGAGUAUCUAAGCUGGAAGUAAAGGGUGGAGCCUUGAGAAAGGAUGAUCUGUGUCCCGAUCUCCAGAGAUGUUGAAACAGCAGCAUCAGCCACAAUCCCCGUGUGUACCUCUGGAUCUGACUGAGGCUCAUCAGUGUAUCUGCACUGCUCUGCUGCUGCUGUCCUUUUACAGUCUCUGCAGACACAUUCACACUCCUCCUUGACCUGCAUUUUAUUUCAUGUUUUUAUUUAUUUACAUAUUCUUAAGCCAGAAUUUUUUCUGUUUAUGACACAAGUCCGAGAAUCAUAUAAGUGGCACACAGAGUACUUCAGUGACUUUGAACUAGUGUAAAGUCUGUGGCUAUCACUGUUUUCGUCUUCUUCUUCUUCUUCUUCUUCUUUAUCAUGAUACCUGAUCACAGUGUUGGGUGUCACUACUUCAACAGUAAAACUAAUCUCUGUAAUCAGAUUACAUUUUUCACUAACACAGUAAUGGACCAUAGUGUAAUACUAAAUUAAUUAAUUGCAUUAUAGUUACUUAUAUUAUCUGUGUUAUAAAAGGUUGUUCAGUUGUCUGCAUGCCAGUCACACUGAAGUCUCAUUAGGCUGGUUUUCAGCUGCUUUCUCUUCCCGUUGCCUUUUUUGUUUGUUUGUUUGUUUGUUUGUUACCAACACACAACCACCCAUAUCUUAAUCAAUACAUUUUCUUUUGUAUCUUAAUGUUUUGUUGGUCAGUUUUCGUAAUAUAUAUUCAAUAUAUUAUGCCAAUAAAGGUUAUUGGUAAUUGUAAUCAUUAGAGAUGUCUCCGUUUUAUAUGUGAAACAUCCAUGCACACAAUAAUGAUAACAGUCACUACUGCAAACCUUGACGGCUAAUGUACAAAAAACGAUUAA
Molecule: messenger RNA, 3047 nt
Organism: Oreochromis niloticus (Nile tilapia)
Lineage: Eukaryota; Metazoa; Chordata; Actinopteri; Cichliformes; Cichlidae
Product: NACHT, LRR and PYD domains-containing protein 12
Exons: 7
Coding region: 251-2197 (648 amino acids)
Molecular function (GO): protein binding
Source: RefSeq, a predicted model, not a curated record